Arachis stenosperma is the source of this 2545-nucleotide messenger RNA. RefSeq lists its product as uncharacterized. NCBI's taxonomy places the organism in Eukaryota, Viridiplantae, Streptophyta, Magnoliopsida, Fabales, Fabaceae. The coding region runs from base 488 to 2398 and encodes 636 amino acids. The record is from RefSeq and is a predicted model, not a curated record. The transcript has 3 exons.
UCAAGCUCUUUCUUUUUAUUUCUCCUCACGAGAUUUCGCAACUCAAACCUUCCUCCGAUUCUUUCCUUUCCUAUAUUUUCCUGAUUUCUUCCCACUUUCUUUGCUCCUCAACCCAUUCAAAAUAGUUUCCCAAAAAAUAUAAAAGGAAGAUUUCGGUAUUAGUACUAGUAUCGAAGAUUAUUAGAAGAAAGAAGGUCUUACAUGACCCACUUUACAAAAUCCAAGACUGAAUAGUCCCCAUGUUCCCACCUUACCAAAAUCAUUGAAAAUUAUGCCUUAAGAUUAUUAUUGAGAUGAUGAUGUGAUCACAACUGGCACAUACAUAAACUUUGCUACUAUAUCUCUCAUGAACUUUGUGCCACACCUAGAACAACCCUUAUCCCGUGUCCAAAUUAUGUAAAAAUAAAAAGAAAAUAAACUCCAAAAAUACACACAAUUUCUUUUGUUCGUUUUUUCUUGUUUUGUUUUGUAUUUUUUUUUAUCAACCAUGCCCUCUUGUGAUGAUAGUGAGACACUACUGCUACACAAGAACCUCAACGAGAAGCAGAACAAGAUCAGGAAGAGAGGUUGUUCCUCCUCAUCUUCAUCCUCUUUGGUAAGAAGAAGAAGGUACCGUUUCAAGAGAGCUAUUUUGGUUGCUAAGAAAGGAGUUAUGGCCACUCAUCAGCAUCAGCAUGAUGAAGAUCAUAUUCAUGGAGCUUUGGAUUCUUGUGAGUGUGGGGAGAGUAGCAGGGAUCUUUCUUCUGUUUCAGCAAGGAAACUCGCUGCUACACUCUGGGAGAUCAAUGAUUUUCCUCCUCCUCCUCCUUCUUCAAGGGUCAAAAAGAAGGGCUUUGAUGAUGAAAUUGUUGAGCAAAUGAGGAGCUGCAAGGAAGCCGUUAGAGGAAGAGAGAAGAAAGCUGUGAGCUUGUCCAGAUCCGAACUGUUACGUCAGCUUUCAGAUCCAUCACGUAGUCCUAAUUCUGAGAGAAUGAUAAGGUUUGAAGGUGAUAGCUUCAAAAGAAGGUUGUCAGCUUUAUCUUAUCAGCAUCAGUCGGGUGAUUACUACUUAGAUACACAUAGGAGUGCCAGUUUGAUUGAGGAAGCAGAAAAUAAGCUAAGGAACAAGAAGAACUGCGAAAAAAACACAAUUGCUGUUAAGAACCGUUUGAAGGAAGCAAGGACUGGCCUAUCUACAUCGAAGAAGCUUCUAAAAGUGUUGAAUCAAAUGUGCCUCAGAGAGCAGCAUUCAUCAAGCAUGCCUCUUAUCUUGGCUCUAGGUGGAGAGCUCGACCGCGUCUGCUGCCAGAUCGAUCAGCUGAUCCACGAACAACGUGCAAACCAAGACGAUGUUGAAUACGUGGUGAAGUGUUUUGCAGAAGAGAAGGCUAGUUGGAAGCGAAGAGAACGAGAAAAGAUUCACGACGCCAUAAGGAAUGUAGCAGAGGAGCUUGAGGUUGAGAAGAAACUAAGAAGGCAAACUGAAAGGCUAAACAAGAAGAUUGCUGGAGAAAUGGCGAAUGCAAAAGCUUCUUAUCUAAAAGUAUCGAAGGAGCUUGUGAGGGAGAAGCGCGCGAAGGAGAUUCUUGAGCAGAUUUGCGACGAAUUAGCCCGGGGAAUGGGGGAUGACAGAGCUGAGGUUGAGGAGCUGAAGAGGGAAUCGGCUAAAGUCAGAGAAGAAGUGGAGAAGGAGAGGGAAAUGCUUCAGGUAGCAGAUGUUUUGCGCGAGGAGCGAGUCCAGAUGAAGCUUUCCGAAGCUAAGUAUCAAUUCGAGGAGAAGAAUGCAGUUCUGGAGAAGCUGAGGAAUGAGCUCGAGGGAUUUAUGAAAACGAAAGAAGAAACAAAUGGAAAGGAUCUUGAGCUAUAUUUCAAUGAAAUCUGUGGGGGAUCUCAUGAUAAAGACAAAGAGAAUGAAGAAGAGAAUGUUCCAGAUGAUGACGAUGAUGACAGUGAUCUUCACUCCAUUGAAUUGAAUAUGGAUAAUGAAAAUAGAGGAUACAAUUGGAGCUACGCUAGAAGAAAUGCUUCUAAAGAUGAUUCAAGAAGAAACUCAACUGAGAAAGAAAGUAGCAUAGGGAGAAAAUCAUGCUCUGAGAAGAUUCAAUGGAGAAGUAUUUGCUUUAACAAGGGGAAAAGCGAUUGUGGCAUUGAAAGUUCUGAUCAUUUUGAUCCUGAAAAGAGGUCCAUUGAAUUCCUCUCGCGAGAUCAGAUACAAGAUGAUAAUGGUGAAGAUCAUGAAACUGAUGAGAGUUUUAGGUCCAUCAAGAGUCUCCAAGAUUCUAUGUCACGUGCCAAUCAUGUGCCAUUAACUUUAAACUACAGUGAUGGAAGAGAAGCUGAGGAAAAUGCUAUUAUUGCUCUGGAUUUGGAGGGUGACAUUUUGGAGCAAACGGUUGAAGGAAUAAAAUCUGGAUCUUAAAAAGACCUAAAAUGAUGAUAUUAAUUAGUAGGUGGUAUCAUAGAUAGGUUCUAUAAUAGCUGUUCACAAAUUGUAAAUGAUGAUAUUAGUCAAGAGAGUUUUGCUACAUAGUAUCAUUAUCAUAGAUUAGUUUCAAGGAUUUGAAAA